Messenger RNA from Trypanosoma grayi, 1620 nucleotides. RefSeq lists its product as hypothetical. The coding region runs from base 1 to 1620 and encodes 539 amino acids. The record is from RefSeq and is a predicted model, not a curated record. The transcript has a single exon. NCBI's taxonomy places the organism in Eukaryota, Euglenozoa, Kinetoplastea, Trypanosomatida, Trypanosomatidae.
AUGGAUCACGGUGUCAUCGGAAAUGUCCUUGGUGUCAUCUUCGUUGCGCUGUGGUGCGUGGUUGCCUUCCUCUGCUUUUCCCGCAUCCACCCGCUGCUCGACGACCGCCACCACCUGCUGGCGUCCCCGCUGGUGCCUGUGAAGGUCUGCAUUGUGACACUGCUGGGCCUUGAGGCCAUCGCGUACGCCGCGAUGGGCGAGCUGGAGCUCUUCUUCCCUGACGCGCCCUGGCGGCUGAUGCCAGCGUAUGUAUUCCACAUCACCGUGCAGCUUUUUCUGCGGCCGGCGGCGGUGGUGCUGUUCUGUAUCGUCGUGUCCACGCCGGCGGCGUUGUACGGCUGUGCGAGGCGCACGGCGCCCCAUACGCACGCCCAGCGCGACGUCACAGCUACACCAGUGGCAGUGGCGGCGGCGGCGCCCGUCAACGGCAGCGCAGCCUUUCGUUCGUCUUUCCUGUGCCGUGAGGGAACACGCGGCAUCGACGACCACGACGACGAUGGCUACUCGGUGAUGGACUGCGGGGGGCGUGGGGACUACACACGAUCAGGCGCCGAGGAGCGAUGCUGCACGUCCGUGACAGAUGUCGCGGAUGUACAACUUAUGUACACCGUUCCUGGUGAGGAUGAUGAGGAUGAGGAAUGCCGUGCUCCUGUUGCGAUGACUCCACGGAACGGACCGCACAGAAGUGGUGUUCGUUCGCCUUUGCAGCUGGACUUUCUCACGCGAAAGAUAGUUGAAGGUGACGACAGUGAAAGCCAAAUUGCCCGGCAGAAGCUGAUGAUCUGGGAGGAUAACUUGACCAUCGUGGACCGCAACCUCGACGAGAACGAGCGGCACCAUAGCAGCGGCAGCACAGUACCAGGCAUGUCGCAGCCGCAGUUAAUGACGACGAUGGAGUGUUGGGAGAUAAGCGCCGUCACAUCUGGUUACAGCUGGAAGGACAGAUGCGUGCAGUGCGGCAGCACACUGUUCCGCUGGGUCUUUGGCCGCCCCCCGCCAGAGGAUCUCGCAGAUGAGCAUGAAAGUUUAGUGGAGCGGUGGUCGCGUCAGCUCUUGUGGCGCGUCGCACUACGACUUCGACUGUUCAUCCUCUUAUGGGUAUUCUUCUUUUUACUGAGCAUCGUCUUUGUGGAGUGCGCGUUGAAGGAGGAGCUGCGCAGCUGCCACGAACGCACCUCUGAACUGGCGGUAUGCCGCAGCAUCGGUUUGGGCGGGGCUGCGCCGCGGCUGCAUCUCCCGCGCACGCUUAGCAUUCUCGUGCUCAUCAACAAUGCGCUGCUCCUUCUCUUUUGGGCAAUGUGCGGUGCCGAGUGUCUUAGUCGCAUCGGCAACGUUCUAACAAAGCAGAGUUUUCUUCGGACAUACCUCAUUGGUGCGUUGUUACUAGCGGCGCUCACAAUGUAUGAGUGUCUGCAGCUCUUUGAUGCGCUGCGGUAUAACGGACUCGUGACGGUGGUGAUUGUGUCGCUGAAGAACGUGUGCGACGGCUUCUUAGUCUUGCUUCUGGCGCUGCGGCUUGGGACUGCCAGUCGGCGGAUGCCGCAGUGGUACACGCUGCUGGGGUCACUCUUCCUGCGCCCCACCGCCUCCGCGUGGCUCUGCGAGAGGCGCCGCAACUAG